CAGGCAGUUCAAGCUGCUUUGGCACAUCUCGCUGUGGUCUGCAAGAUGAGAAAGUCAAUGCUCUUCCUUGGCUUUCUUCUUGUUUUCCUUAGCCUGGCUCUGCCAGGCACCCAGGGAAAAAUAAUUCCCAGAUGUGAGAUGGUGAAGAUCCUACGUCGGAAUGGCUUUCAGGGCUUUGAGGGCACUACUGUUGCUGACUGGAUGUGCCUGGUGAAAUAUGAGAGUGGCUACAACACAAAAGCAUACAAUAACAAUGGUCCAAGCAGGGACUAUGGCAUCUUCCAGAUCAACAGCAAGUACUGGUGCAAUGAUGGCAGGACCCCUGGCUCCAAGAAUGCCUGCCACAUCAGUUGCUCAAAACUGCAAGAUGAUAAUAUUGAGGAUGACAUUCAGUGUGCCAAGAAGAUUGCCCGGGAGGCUCAUGGCCUCAGCCCCUGGUAUGGCUGGAAAAACCAUUGCCGGGGCAGAGACCUGAGUUCCUUUGUCAGGGGUUGCUAAAUCGCUGCACAGGUGUUGAUUGUUUCCUCGGGACCACCAGAGAUGGAGAAUGACAACGUUUGGAGAGGAGGCCAGGGAAAUGCAUGGGUGUGGGGAAUUAAAAGCAGUAUUUUAUUAAGAUAGAGUGGGUACUGGCUAGUGCUAACUCUGAAGGCCUUCAGUCUGAUGCAAUGCAAACAGAGAACUUACAGUUCACAGCUUAAUAAAAACAGGUGUUGCAACAAGCCA
Messenger RNA from Camarhynchus parvulus, 726 nucleotides. Its product is annotated as lysozyme C-like. The record is from RefSeq and is a predicted model, not a curated record. The coding region runs from base 46 to 498 and encodes 150 amino acids. NCBI's taxonomy places the organism in Eukaryota, Metazoa, Chordata, Aves, Passeriformes, Thraupidae. Gene Ontology annotation, molecular function: lysozyme activity. The transcript has 4 exons.